AUGCACCGAUACCCCGCCACCGAAAUCUUAUUUUUUGCUCACAAUCAGUUCUAAUCGACCAGCGUUGACACAACUAUCGAUCCCGCAAUACAGAACCAAACGCUAUGGAACAGGUAGGUAGGCACGUAGCUUCUUCAAAAGACCGCUUCGCACAACGCGUGUGACUAGUUUUCAGACAAGCGUGUCACGAGUGGUCGUUAGAAGAAACUCACGGAUCAAAGGAACGUCACAGUGACGUUGAUCACACUGUAUUACAAUUCGUAUGCAGGAACAGUUUGUCACGAAGAAUCGAAAAAUUGGUUUCACCACGAUGCAGUCACCGUUCACGAUGCAAGGAGAAACGUUUUCAGACAUCUCGAUCACGAUAUCCGCUUUCUACCUGAAGUUCGUUGGUAUGUGGUUGGUAGAAAACGAUGAGGAUUUACUUCGGAGGAGGAUCGCUAUAUGCUGUACUAUUUUUUCGACUGUGCUCACUAUGUCUUGCGAGGUCAGAGAUUUGUAUUUUUCCUGGGGCGACUUCAACAAUGCUAUUUACGUUGCCACUAACAAUGUAAGUGUUGCACUGAUACUGCUUAAGGUUUAUGUCAUCAUGGCGAACAAAAUAGAAUUCAAUGAAUUGAUUUUAUUCAUGAGAGAGCAUUUCUGGAAAAAUGAUUAUGACUGCUAUGAGAAAAAGAUCUUGGCCAAUACCAGUAAGACAUGUAUUUCAAUUAUCGCUAUGAAUGUCUUUGGCGCGCACGCUAUCGUUACGAUUCAGUCUUCUACACCAAUCUUUAUCAAUAUGGGAAAAAAUGAAACUGACAGAGUCCAUCCAUUCAACAUGUGGCUUGGUCCUUUUUCAACGUCAACUCCCUACUAUGAAAUAUUGUACAUCUUCCAGGUGAUAGUCUAUUAUCACAUUGCCGUGUGUUUCUUUUGCUUCGACAACAUUCUCUGCAUUGUGAAUAUGCAUGUCUCUGCUCAGUUUCGUAUAGUUCAGUACAGACUGGUGAAACUGCAUAACACAGAAGAGGAAAUGAAGGAUAGGAAUGCGAAUAUAACUGUUGCCAUGAAUUCUUCUAAAUCUUAUGAAAAAUUGAAGAGCUGCAUUCGACAUCACCAGAAUCUUAUUCGUUAUUGCAUGAAGAUCGAGAAAGUGUUCACGUUAAUUAUGCUCGGAGAAAUGACACUCAUCAGUGGACUAAUUUGUCUUUACGGGUACCAAGUAUUUUUGGCAAAAACAAACGCGAUGAGACGUUGGACGUUCGGCUUGCUCAUGGUAGGCACAACGAUGCUGCUACUGAUGUUCAUAUACUCUUGCCAUGGCCUGAUAGAACAAAGUCACAAUGUCGGAAAUGCAGCAUAUUCGACGCCAUGGACGCUUAUGCCGAUGAACAAACUUGGCAGAAAUCUGCGAAACGAUUUGAUGAUGGUUUCCGUGCGAUCGAGACGUGUUUGUUGCUUGACAGCGAAUGGAUUCUUUCCAAUAUCGCUAGAAACUUACACCAAAAUUAUGAGUACCGCGGUAUCAUACUUUACGUUAUUGAGAGGCCGGACAGAAGAUAUGUUGAAGGACUAACUACAAUGUACGUAGAACACUUUAUUAAUAUAUUGUACAAAAUACGUGUGUAAGUAAACGUGAAACUCCGUCGUCAUUGUUCUUCAUGGUUCGACACACGAGCAAUUAUAACUGAAGAAAGAGAGAGAAACAAAACAAACGUAGUUAAUUUUUUUAUUCACGUGAAGAAGUGCAUUUACGGCCACCUCAGA
Messenger RNA from Hylaeus anthracinus, 1749 nucleotides. Its product is annotated as odorant receptor 4-like. Gene Ontology annotation, molecular function: odorant binding; olfactory receptor activity. Gene Ontology annotation, cellular component: plasma membrane. NCBI's taxonomy places the organism in Eukaryota, Metazoa, Arthropoda, Insecta, Hymenoptera, Colletidae. Bases 263 to 1558 code for a protein of 431 amino acids. Gene Ontology annotation, biological process: sensory perception of smell; detection of chemical stimulus involved in sensory perception of smell. The transcript has 7 exons. The record is from RefSeq and is a predicted model, not a curated record.